Molecule: messenger RNA, 9103 nt
Organism: Carlito syrichta (Philippine tarsier)
Lineage: Eukaryota; Metazoa; Chordata; Mammalia; Primates; Tarsiidae
Gene: STXBP5
Product: syntaxin binding protein 5
Exons: 26
Coding region: 53-3403 (1116 amino acids)
Biological process (GO): regulation of exocytosis; regulation of protein secretion
Cellular component (GO): plasma membrane; SNARE complex; cytoplasm
Molecular function (GO): GTPase activator activity; myosin II binding; syntaxin binding
Source: RefSeq, a predicted model, not a curated record
GGGCACCCCUUGUGCCUCUUCUCCCGGGCUGCGGGGGAGCCCCGCCGAGACCAUGAGGAAAUUCAACAUCAGGAAGGUGCUGGACGGCCUGACCGCCGGCUCGUCCUCGGCCUCGCAGCAGCAGCCGCAGCAACAGCAUCCGCCCGGGAACCGGGAGCCUGAGAUCCAGGAAACACUCCAGUCCGAGCACUUUCAGCUCUGCAAGACUGUUCGCCAUGGAUUUCCCUAUCAACCCUCAGCCCUGGCCUUUGAUCCUGUACAGAAGAUCCUAGCAGUGGGAACUCAGACUGGUGCUUUACGGCUUUUUGGUCGUCCAGGAGUAGAAUGUUAUUGCCAGCAUGACAGUGGAGCUGCAGUAAUCCAACUCCAGUUCCUGAUUAAUGAGGGAGCUCUUGUGAGUGCCUUGGCUGAUGACACCUUACACUUAUGGAAUUUACGUCAAAAGAGGCCUGCUAUACUACAUUCACUUAAAUUUUGCAGAGAAAGGGUUACAUUUUGCCAUCUGCCUUUCCAGAGUAAGUGGCUCUAUGUGGGCACUGAACGAGGUAAUAUACAUAUUGUCAAUGUGGAGUCCUUCACACUCUCAGGCUACGUCAUUAUGUGGAAUAAAGCCAUUGAACUGUCAUCUAAAUCUCACCCAGGACCUGUUGUCCAUAUUAGUGAUAAUCCAAUGGACGAGGGAAAGCUAUUAAUUGGCUUUGAAUCUGGAACAGUAGUUUUAUGGGACCUCAAAUCAAAGAAAGCCGACUACAGAUACACAUAUGAUGAGGCUAUUCACUCUGUAGCUUGGCAUCAUGAAGGAAAACAAUUUAUUUGCAGUCAUUCAGAUGGCACCUUGACUAUAUGGAAUGUGAGGUCCCCUGCUAAGCCUGUACAGACAAUCACUCCACAUGGAAAACAGUUAAAGGAUGGGAAGAAGCCAGAACCAUGCAAACCUAUCCUCAAGGUGGAAUUCAAAACGACUAGAUCUGGGGAACCUUUUAUUAUCUUAUCAGGAGGUUUAUCAUAUGAUACUGUAGGAAGAAGACCUUGCUUAACAGUGAUGCAUGGGAAAAGUACUGCUGUGCUAGAAAUGGACUAUUCAAUUGUUGAUUUUCUAACAUUAUGUGAAACGCCAUACCCAAAUGAUUUUCAAGAACCAUAUGCUGUGGUUGUUCUUCUAGAGAAGGAUUUAGUACUUAUAGACCUUGCACAAAAUGGAUAUCCUAUAUUUGAAAAUCCCUACCCUUUGAGUAUACAUGAGUCCCCUGUUACGUGUUGUGAAUAUUUUGCUGAUUGUCCUGUGGACCUUAUUCCUGCACUUUAUUCUGUUGGAGCUAGACAGAAACGUCAAGGUUACAGCAAAAAGGAAUGGCCCAUCAAUGGAGGCAAUUGGGGUUUGGGUGCUCAAAGUUACCCAGAAAUAAUUAUUACUGGACAUGCUGAUGGGUCAGUUAAAUUCUGGGAUGCUUCUGCAAUAACUCUACAAGUAUUAUAUAAGCUAAAGACAUCUAAAGUAUUUGAAAAGUCAAGAAAUAAAGAUGACAGGCCAAACACAGAUAUUGUAGAUGAAGAUCCAUUUGCCAUUCAGAUCAUCUCCUGGUGUCCAGAAAGUAGAAUGCUGUGCAUAGCUGGAGUUUCAGCGCAUGUCAUUAUUUAUAGAUUCAGCAAACAGGAAGUAAUUACAGAAGUCAUUCCGAUGCUUGAAGUUCGAUUGUUAUAUGAGAUAAAUGACAUGGAAACUCCAGAGAGUGAGCAGCUGCCAUCUUUGCCAACACCCGUGGGAGGUUCCAAUCCUCAGCCCAUUCCUCCUCAGUCUCAUCCAUCUACUAGUAGCAGUUCAUCUGAUGGGCUUCGUGAUAAUGUACCUUGCUUAAAAGUUAAAAACUCACCACUUAAGCAGUCUCCAGGUUAUCAGACAGAACUAGUUAUUCAGUUGGUAUGGGUGGGUGGAGAACCACCACAACAAAUCACCAGCCUGGCGGUCAAUUCUUCCUAUGGAUUGGUGGUUUUUGGCAAUUGUAAUGGCAUUGCUAUGGUUGACUACCUCCAGAAAGCUGUGCUGCUUAACCUGGGCACUAUUGAAUUAUAUGGCUCUAAUGAUCCUUAUCGGCGAGAACCCCGAUCUCCUCGUAAAUCUCGACAACCUUCAGGAGCAGGUCUGUGCGAUAUUAGUGAAGGGACUGUAGUCCCAGAGGAUCGCUGCAAAUCUCCAACUUCUGCAAAGAUGUCAAGAAAGUUAAGUUUGCCUACUGACCUAAAGCCUGAUCUAGAUGUAAAGGAUAAUUCCUUCAGCCGAUCACGGAGUUCAAGUGUAACGAGCAUUGACAAAGAAUCCCGAGAAGCAAUCUCUGCUCUUCAUUUCUGUGAAACAUUUACUCGAAAGACAGAUUCAUCCCCUUCCCCUUGUCUAUGGGUUGGAACAACACUAGGAACAGUGCUUGUCAUUGCACUGAACCUUCCCCCAGGGGGAGAACAAAGACUUCUUCAGCCAGUAAUUGUUUCUCCAAGUGGUACUAUAUUGAGGUUAAAAGGUGCAAUCUUGAGAAUGGCAUUUCUGGAUACCACAGGCUGCUUAAUGCCACCUGCAUAUGAACCCUGGAGAGAACACAAUGUUCCUGAAGAAAAAGAUGAAAAAGAGAAAUUAAAGAAACGUCGACCUGUCUCCAUAUCUCCCUCUUCUUCUCAGGAAAUUAGUGAAAACCAGUAUGCAGUGAUAUGUUCUGAAAAGCAAGCAAAAGUAAUCUCACUGCCAACCCAGAACUGUGCAUAUAAGCAAAACAUUACAGAGACUUCAUUUGUGCUUCGUGGAGAUAUUGUAGCAUUGAGUAACAGUAUCUGCCUUGCUUGUUUCUGUGCCAAUGGACAUAUAAUGACUUUUAGUUUGCCAAGUUUAAGGCCUCUAUUAGAUGUGUAUUACUUGCCCCUUACCAAUAUGCGAAUAGCCAGAACGUUCUGCUUCACCAACAAUGGACAAGCAUUAUAUCUCGUUUCACCUACAGAAAUCCAGAGACUGACUUAUAGUCAAGAAACCUGUGAAAAUCUUCAGGAAAUGUUAGGUGAACUCUUCACUCCUGUAGAAACACCUGAAGCACCAAACAGAGGAUUCUUUAAAGGGUUAUUUGGAGGUGGUGCACAGUCGCUUGAUAGAGAAGAACUAUUUGGAGAAUCAUCCUCGGGAAAGGCCUCAAGGAGCCUUGCACAGCAUAUCCCUGGCCCUGGUGGCAUUGAAGGUGUGAAAGGAGCGGCAUCUGGAGUCGUUGGUGAAUUAGCACGAGCCAGGUUGGCACUAGAUGAAAGAGGACAAAAACUUAGUGACCUGGAAGAAAGAACUGCAGCUAUGUUAUCAAGUGCAGAUUCAUUUUCUAAACAUGCUCAUGAGAUGAUGUUGAAAUACAAAGAUAAGAAGUGGUACCAGUUCUGACUACCAGAAUCCAACAAGUCCAACUUCAGCCAGAAGGAAAAAGUUUUCCUUUUUUAUUACAUUGAUUUAUUUAGGAAAGCUAACAUUAAAGGGAUGUUCAUCACUGAAUAUUGUUCUUUCCUAGCACAAUCAUGCACUGUUUUACCUCAGUCAUGUGGCUUUAACUGAGGAGUGUUCACAUACACUCCAACCGAAGUACAUGGUGUGUGCCGGUUGUGAGCUGAUAAUUUGGGAACUAAGCAGGUUGCACAUGACAGAUGACAAAUCAAAGGGGGAUGUUGAAGAGACAUGACAGGGCCCUAAUCCCGGAUCAUUCCUGUAUUAAACUUCCAUAUGCCAAAAGAUUUCGUGCCGUUUUAUCUGCCAUCAGUGUUUGACCUGUUUGGGGGAGAGGCAAUAAGUCAGAAGUCCUGAAGCUGAAAUGGGUAUAUAUGUGUCAUGGGACUGGAUUAUAAACAGCUGUCUUGGACUUUCCCGCUCUUAAACUGACGGGUCAUCAGUAUCAUUAGUGAAAAAGAAACAAACUGUUAUCAUAUCUUUAGACAGAUAAGCUGAAUGGUGGACUUUAAAUAAUAAAAAACAUACACAUAGUUGAUUUGUGUAUGGGCUACUCUUGGAUUCUUGUUAUUAUAGACUUGUGUUUAGUUCAUAUUUUGUCAAAAGCAAAACAAGAAGAUACAUCACUUUUCAUUGAAAAGAAAAGUGUAGAGCAUGACUAAAUUGCUCAUCAUUCUGGGAGUUUCCAUGUAGUGGCUAUGCAGUGUGGAAAGUGAGAAAAACCUCCAUUGUGGUGAGGAGAAUACUUUAAUGUCCCUUGUCCUUGUUCUCAUUAAUUCAGCUAAAGGUGGAUUUGACCAAAGUAGUUACUGGUUAAAUUUGUAGAAUUGUUGAAAUUGGCUAAGUUUUUAAUUUUGCUUGGAUUUUUAUAAAAUGUUUAACCAAAUGUACCUUUGCAUUAUUUAAUUAAAAUUGCUAAAAAAAAAAAACAAACACACACACUUUCAUUAUUUCAGUAAAAUGCUCAGCUCCCUUUCUAAAAUGCCCUUUAUUUGCUAACUGUUCCAAUACACUCAGGUGAUGAGCCAAUUAAAUCUUAGUGCACAUGCUUUCGCAUGGAAAAUUACAAGCAUCUGUUGUCAAUAAUUAUCUAUAUAAGAGUCUAGUCUGAUGACCUACAAAAUAUUUUCUGUAGAAAUAUACUAUAAAUCUGUACAUAUCCUAUCAGGGUUUUAAAAGGCCAAAAAGAAAGGAAAAUACAUACACUUUGAUAACUAAAUUAUUUCUGUAUUGGAGUAUAAUGCAAAUAAGACCAGCAAUGGACAAUGAAUGAUUGUUUCAUAGAACAGCAUUACAGAGGGUUAAAAAAGAAAAAACUCAACUCAGAUCUGGAAGUAAACCUAAUGUGGGCCAAUCUGAGAUUAUUAUUGAUUGUUGUUAAAGCAACAAAGUAGGCGCAAAAUGGAAUCAUUAAAAUUAUUGUUAAUGAAAUUUAAAUAUGGUCUUCUAUUAAAAAAUGCUAAAUCAUUUUCUUUUUUCAUUACGAGAUUGAAUCAGAGCACAAAUUGAUAGUAAACAUGAUGGUCGUUUUUCUAUUUCCAUAUGAUUUUUCAAGGUAUAUGUAGGACAUUUUAACUUUUUCACACAACUUGUCAUAUACAUUUUUCUUUUUUUCUUCGUUAAUAAACUUUUUAUGUUUACAUUUUAUAAUGUGCACUACUGGACCUAAAAGUUUACAUCGAAGUUUACUGUAAACAUUCAGUAAGGACUAAAUAAUAUGUGAUAAGGAUAAUUGAUCAAGCCAAAAGAAUAAUUCAAAAAUACAAUCAUUUUCAAAAAUUUUGAAGUUAUAGAAAGUACUGAUGAUUAAUACAGUUCUGUUUAGUUAAUGUCAGUUGUCUGAUGAACAUUCAGCAGUUUGCAAAUUGCUUAAAUUGUAAUAUCUAUUGUCCAAUAAACCCAUUGUUUCAUGAUAUGUCACCAGAAGUACUAGGUCCUUUUUAAAGGUACAAUUGUGUGAAUAUCAUCAAUAAAAUCAACAGUUAUGGAUCUGAAGGAGUUGAGAAACAUUAAGUAAAUUUAUAUACUGCUUGAUUCCCUAUUCAUGUGGAAGUUCAUAUUAGCUGCAGUUAUUUAAUUUGCUAUGUUAUUUUGUGUUAUUUGCAUAUUAACUUCAUUUUUAACUGUCAUUUUCCCUAUUGUAUAUAAAAUGAACCAGUCUUGUCGUUAUUUUCAAAUAGAGAAGUAAAUACAUUUACCUUAGAUAUUCAAGAUUUUAUAAGAAAAUCUCCAAUUGAUGUUUUGAGUUAUUUUAUUUAACUUUUUAAUUAAUCUAUGAAUUAUGCACAGCAAACUAGAGACUCGGUUAGGAUUAGAAAGUUUAAAGUAUGAGGUAUGUUUGAAUAUAGGAAAUAAGCUUCUCAGAGUUAUACUUGAUACAGUCUAGAUAAGAGGCAGUCUGCAGUAAUAACUAACCCAGGGAAUUUAUUGUAAUUUGAGAGAUAACAUCUCUAUUGUUUUUUUUCUUUUUAAAUGCAGAAAGUAAUAGUCACCAGCAAGCCACAAUUUCAGGAAAACUAACCAAAAAUAAAAAAAAUCAAAAUAGAAAAUAUCAGAAAAAUGAAAGAUCUCUGUGUGCUCUUUUUAUAUCCUCAACAUUGUCUUGUUACAUUUGUCCUUGAUUCUAAAUCACUGAAGUAUUCAUUGAUUAACAGUUUGUCAGUAGGAAGUGGUUUUCCUGUGUGUAUCACAUAUUCAGUUCGUUUCACUUUUCAAACUAAAUGCAUAUGUAUUUGCUUAAAAAGUUAUUUGAAAUCUUACAUUCAGACAGAUUCCAUUUGAGGUUUUGCAUCAUCUUAACACUUUUGCUUUGCAUUUCAAUUGUGCAAAAUGUUUCCAAAAAAUGGUUCUAGAUUCAACUAAGCUAUUACUAACUUCUCAAUUUGAUUUUUUAUGGAUGUGAAAAAAUGCUGCUACUUGUCUAUGUUAUUAUGUGUAAGUAUAUUAUAAUCUAAUUAAGUAAAGUACUGUAGUUUAAAGAAAGAACCAUUUCUUUUGCUAGAACUUCUUAAUUGUAGUUUCCUCUGAAGUUAUUUCAUGUAGAUAUGUGAGUGUUUUAAACAAGUCUGAAAGUGUUACAUACUUUUAAGUUGCAGGGGUGCUGGGGAGACAGCUGAGGAAAGGAACAAUAUGUGAAAGACCCCAUGGAGUUCAAAGUUUUACCCUGAGUUCUAUAUUCCAUAUAUGUUUUGCUUAAGGCAUUUCUCGUGUGACAUUAGAAAAGCUAUAUCCAAAGGUAAAUUUUUUGUGGCAAAGAUUUAUUUUGCAUUUAACUUUUGGGAUUUUAUUUAUUUCUGCAAAAUAAAGAGCACUGAACUUUAAACUUGAAUUUUUUCUGAACUUUUUUAGGUAAUGAAAACUUUUUAUUAUUAUUUAAUCCACAUUGCUCAGUUUAAAUCAAGUGAUACAUGUGUAUAAAACAUACCAAAAUCAUGAAUAUGCUGCUAGCUUCACCUUAAACAAACUGAUCAGUUUUAAAACCAUUAAUAGGGUUUUAUAUAGUUUACAAAGAUUAAAAAGAUAGUAAAAUUAUUUGCUGUAUGUUUUAGUAUUCUUGGUCUUAAAUUAUUGCAACACUUUCAGAUUUGUUUUAAGAUCAUACAGUAACAUGUUAUAUUUAUACAUACUGCUAGAGAAUAUACUUUUAAUUUUAAAAUGGAAUUUUUAUAAAUGUACUCUUUAAUUUUAAAAAUGGUGAACUUGUUAAGUUUAAGUCAAAGUACUUAAAAAGUAUGUAUAUUAUCCAUACAGAAAGUUAUGUUUUACGCUUAUAAUAAGAAAUAUUGGUAUCUCAUAUCGAGAUACAAUUAAUUUUAAAAAAUCAUAUAUCAUUUAAAAGUCUUCACAUUUGGUAAGAAAGAUACCAUUUAUAUGGUUUCAAAAAAUCCUCUAUUGAGCAUUUUCAAAUAUUAAUUUUAUUUUGGGGGAAAAUGCCCACAACAAUAAUUUGCAAGAUCUUUCUCAAUAGCUACAGCUUACUGUUGGAUGCUUACCUUAACUAUUAUUUUGAAAUAUAGAUAUAUAUAUAUAUAUUUAAAAUAGUUUUCCAGGUAUUUUCUUCUACCUUUUUUAAAAAUAAAUUUCCAAAAAUGAAAACAAAAUUUAUGUAUUUUUGUCAAUGAAGGUUUUUAUUUUGUAGUUUAUAGAAUUUGUUCCUUAUCAGUUUGAUACUUGAUCAAUAUUCUUAGACUUUUUAAUCUGUAUUUAUUUGAAAAAAAAGCACUCCUAUAUCUUAAAUGUCCUUUUUUUUCUUUUCCCUUUUAGGGUGUUUGUUCUCUUGGAUUGAAAUUUAUGCCCACAAUUUUUUUUUUCAUUUGAAAAUGAAUGUGAAGAUACUGUUUACAACUUUUGUUAAUUGCACUUUUCAUCACUCUGAUCAAUUUCUUGUAAAGUGCUAUGGGGAUUAUUUUUCCUGUGAAUAUUAAAGAUCCUACUACUGCCUCAGAAGUUUUAAAAAAGGUUCUGUGGACAGAAAAAUGUUGUUGCAACCAAACAAAACAACAACAAAAGUUAAAGGGAAGACUUUAGCUUCUUUCUCUGAUGAAUUAAAUGAUUUAUUAACUUCCCAAUUACCAGGGUUAUAACUUUGCUUUCUUCAGUUACUAAUACAGUCUUAAAGUAUUAGGCACAAUUCAUUCACAAAUUUAGUACAGUAGUCCAGGGCUAUGUGUAAGUGCUCUCUUUGUUUUAUUCUUUACAUCAGAAAAAUCAUGAAUGUCAGUUUUGCCAGUAUUUUAAAUGAGGCUCAUAGUUUAAAUUAAAAUUUUAUAGUGUAUAAGAUGUAAAUAAAUCAGUAUUAAUUUAUUGUAGGUUGUUUGACUCAGGCAUUUCAAAUGGAGAUAGUUUAAUAACAAUGGAAUUAUAUUUAUUUGGUAGAUUCUUUUGAUACUUUUACUAUUUGUUUUAUGUUGUCUAAACUUUGCUUCAACUAAGACAGCGUAAGCAGUUGAACACAAACUCAACAUAUCAAUGGAAAGCAAUGCAAAGAGCAAAUCAUGUUUUAAUUUUUUAAAUUUUCUUUUGUAAAUAAACAGUACUGUGACACUUUAGGUGUGACUUCUGUUCAACAUGAUAGAACCAGAGAAACAUUUUGCUUUCUAGUUAUACUAUUGGUUCGUUGUGAAUGCAUUACCAACAGACAAUAAGAAAAAAAGCAAGAUUAAGCUUUUCUGACAUUGUCCACUUCAGAGGCAAGCAUGCGUGAUAUGGAGCUCUAGCUUGUGUAUACCUUCAACUGUACUUGCAGGUGUUUUUCAUUUGCUGAACUUUUUUUUUUUCCCACAAAUCUUGCUCAGUCUCAGUAAGUAUCUGAAAGGUAAUUGCUGGAAUAUGCAUUUUGAAAUACAGUUUUAAAAAAAUCUCUGUAUUAUUUCAUCUUUUAAAAAAAGCACUAUUGCAAACACUAAAAAUGUGUUAAACUUUGUAGUUAUUUUGCAUUCCUGUACUUUACAAACUGUCAUCACAGCAAAAGGUUUAAAAUUAGGUAAUGAAAUAUUUUUGUAAAUAAAUACCAUCAAGCUGGUAUUUUAAAAAAUGUAUUAUAAAUUAAUGUUUCUGGAAAAUGUUCAUACAUAUGUAUAUGAAUGUCUCUUUAUGCUGAAGGGCUCUGAUUGGGCAAAAUAAAAUAAUCUCUCCUGAAACUAA